Messenger RNA from Trematomus bernacchii (emerald rockcod), 541 nucleotides. Its product is annotated as chemokine-like protein TAFA-5. Bases 62 to 505 code for a protein of 147 amino acids. Gene Ontology annotation, molecular function: G protein-coupled receptor binding; receptor ligand activity. NCBI's taxonomy places the organism in Eukaryota, Metazoa, Chordata, Actinopteri, Perciformes, Nototheniidae. The record is from RefSeq and is a predicted model, not a curated record. The transcript has 4 exons. Gene Ontology annotation, biological process: G protein-coupled receptor signaling pathway.
CCUCCCCCGCUGUGGAUUUGUAACAUCUGGAACCUGGAGAUGCCACCUGUCUCUGGGAUGGAUGAGUUGCAGUGAGGAGGCUCCAGGAUAUUCACAGUUUGGACUUUUUGGACAGAGUUUCUCCCUCAUGCAGCUCCUCCGGCUGGCCUGGGCUCUGACUGCCGCCGCGGCCUGCUUCCUGAUCCUCCUGAUCCUCCACAACCACAUCCUCAGAGAAGGUCAGCUGUUGGCAGGGACUUGUGAGAUCGUGACUCUGGAUCGAGACAGCAGCCAGCCGAGGAGGACCAUCGCCCGGCAGACGGCUCGCUGCGCCUGCAAGAAAGGACAGAUCGCCGGGACGACUCGCGCCAGACCGGCCUGCGUCGACCUUGGUAUCGUGUGGACUCGGCAGUGGUGUGAGAUGGCUCCGUGUUUGGACGAUGAAGGUUGUGGUCUCCUGGUCAAUCAGUCGGGCUGGACCUGCACGCAACCAGGAGGCCGGGUCAAAACCACCACGGUCUCCUGACACCGCGAGGACAGACCCUCCCAAAUAAAGACUGUU